AUGCCACCAAAACGCAAACAACGCGGAUCCGUUUCUUCAAAAGGUCUCGCUUUUGGAGACGACCUCACGAGGAUCGCGCCUCUAAAGGAUAGCACUUUGCCAUGGUCCUGGGUUGGCACUGAGAUUACUGACGUGGUUGACAUCACGCUGGAACAUCUUCUCUCGACUUGUGGGCUCUCGGAAAGGAAUUGUUAUCCCCAUUGUCCUAAUAAGUAUACGUUCUUCAAGAAUGUCGAAAUGAAAGGACUCAGUUCCAGCGCGGAAGGGGAAAUCGAAGACGACGUGAUUGUCAUAUCUGACGACGACGCGCCACCAUGCACUAAGAAGCUAUGUAGGGCGAAUCCGAAUUGUUUGAAUUAUUUGGGGCAGGAAAAAUGGGAAGAAGAGGAGGACGCUCGGGAGUCGUUUAUCGCCUCAGCCAAUUUAGGCAAAAAUCCGAUGCUUGAUUCUCGAGAUCCUGACUUGCCAGUUGGCCUGAGGGUAGGACUUUUGCUUGACAAAAGAAAUCUGACUUUUCUCAGCAUACAGAAUCUCGGUGCUACAUGUUACGCCAACGCUUCACUACAAGUGUGGUAUCGAGAUCUCGCCUUUCGUGAAGGUGUAUACCGCUGCCAGCCACCAGAUGGAACAGAAGACAGGUUUAUCGAAUCGCCCAUCUUUCAACUGCAAGUAACAUUUGCGGCGCUCCAGAACGGCAAUCAAAGCGUUUUCAACCCUGCUAAGCUUGUCGAAAGCCUUCAACUUCGUACGUCUGAGCAACAAGAUGCUCAAGAAUUCUCAAAACUUUUCAUGUCCCAUCUCGACGCCGAGUUCAGGAAGCAGUCCAUGCCCUCGGUGAAACAUCUCGUGACGAAUCAAUUUCAAGGACAACAGGUUUACGGAACCAUUUGUCACGCCUGCCGCUCACGCUCAGAAAGAAUAACUGAUUUCUUGGAGAUCGAGAUCAACUUUGACAGCAACAGCAGACUUGAGGAUCGCAUGGCUACCUCCCUUCUACCAGAAACACUCGUCGAUGAAAAUCGAUAUUUUUGUUCACAGUGCAAUGAGUUGAAAGAUGCUACACGCUACACGGAACUCCGCCAAUUGCCGCAUGUUCUUCAUUUUUCCUUGUUGCGCUUUGUCUAUGACUUUUCUUCAAUGGAACGAAAGAAGUCGAAGCAUUCAAUUUCUUUUCCGACCAUCCUCGACAUGUCUCAAUUUCUUGGCAACGAGAAUGACAGAAGCCAGGCUGCUACUUCUAAUGGUGGGCAUAAGAGUAACAUCUAUGAAUUGCGCGGCAUCCUUUUGCAUAAAGGUGCAAGUGCUUAUCAUGGCCACUAUGAGGCCCAGGUUUAUGACCCAGAAUUACAGUCAUGGUUCCAGUUUAGUGAUGAGACCGUGACGAGGAUCAAGUCGCUCGGAGACAAAAUAGUAGAAAAGAGAUCUGAAGUAAACGGUCGCCGAUAUGUUGACGAAAAACAUAAGGAUCAGGCUCGAAGGAAUCGAGCGAAUGCACGAAAAAGGCGCCGGGUAUGCGAUAGCGACGAAGAUGCUAUAGAGUGUGUCUCGGGUUGUACCAAUGGUCAACCUUCAACUCCUCUCAGGCCUAACGUGAUGGUGUCGGGGACGUCAUCGUCAGCGGUGGCAUCGUGCGACGACAGCAACACCAUCACGUCCAAGGAUGCCUACAUGCUUAUUUAUACCAAGAAAGAACUCGGUGAAAAAGUGAACGAGUCUGUCGCUGUCGCAUCGACACGUAUCAGCACUCCCUGCCCUCCUAGUUGGGCCGUUGAUGCUGUUCGUUUAUUGAAUGCCGCUCAUGAAGGUGCAUGCGAAAUUUUUGAGAGCAGGGAGAAGCUGGCCAAGAAACGUUUCCAGGAUGCAAGAAAAAAGGUGAUGGACGUCUAUCGCACAUGGAAUACGCUGCGACCUACGAUGGACUCCCUUAUCAUCGGUCAGGAGGCGUUAGAGGAAUGGCUUUCGAAGGCUUCUGUCGAGACAGGGCUCGGGCCUGCACUUAUUGAGCAAGAUACUGAAGACCCUGAAUUAGACCCCGAAUUAGUUGGUUCAAGUCCUCAGAUUCAAAAAGUGAUAUCAAACCGAGACAUCCUUUGCUGCCACGGCAAACUUGAUCCUAAUAAAGCAAGGGACAUGAAACGCAUUGCCAAGAAGGGUUAUGACGAAAUUGUCAAGAACACAUAUUGCCUUUUCGAUCCAACUCCGACGCCGUCUGAUGUAUGUGAGGAGUGUGUCGCCACGAUUUUUCGAGAACGCCUUUACCAGGUGCAGCACCCCGCCCUUGUCAGAGACUUCGACCGCAUCUCGGAUAUCCCUGAACAUUGUGAAGGGUUUUGGAUAUCUAAAAAGUGGUUGAAAGAUUGGAGGCUAUCAAUGCCCAGAAUGCAUGUUCCUUCGCAAGACGAUCCCCCUCCUGAUUCCUGUGACUUUGAUAAACAUGUUCGAUGUGAACAUGGCGGUUUGACGCUUAACACGACAAACCGUUGUAAAAUUUCCGAAGAGGCAGUAAAAUUGCUGCAAGUAUCAUUUCCUACGUGGAAUCCUACAUCAAGCGAUGCAGAAAUAUGUGCCGUGUGUGAUGCACUCAUACAUAUCUCCAAGGAGGAUAAGAAAGAAGGUCGACGACGGGCGGAAGAUGAGAAGGCAAUGCUAAAACACAUGUAUAACUCGUGGGCCAUAUUCCCACUAGCCUCAGAGAACACACCUUGCGCUGUCAUUCCUACUCCGUUCUACAAGUGCUGGAAACGUUGGGUGGACCAUCCAGCCGAGAACACCAGGCCUGAUACUGUGGACAAUGAGCCCUUUUUUUGCGAACACCGCCUUCUCAUAUUUGACCCCAACUGUCAAACUGAUGUGGAUUCAACCGUCACUGUUAUUCGACGUGAAGAAUGGGAUGCAUUGCAGAGAUUGUAUUCUGCAGGGCCUCUGAUUGACCUGGAACAGCAAAUUUGCGACGAAGAAGUUAAUUAUGGUCAUAGCAUCCUUGUUUGCUCAGACUGCCGCUUGAAGAGGAAGACUGAUUGGGAUAAUGCGGAGAUCAUUGUCCGAUUCUGUGGUUCCAAGACUGAGACCUCCAACAUCAAAGUCCCAUCCCAACGCAAGCCCAUUACGACUUACUCGUGUAAUGCUGGCGUGAGGCAGUCGAAACGACUUCGUCAGAUCAAAGAACAUGGCGAAAGACGGAGAUUCCCUGUUUCGAAAUCAACUUCUUUGAAGGAGAUCAAGAUCAUGAUCCAAGAGCAAUUCAAGAUACCAACUAUAUGCCAACGUCUAUUCCAUAAUGGUGUAGAAAUUCAUGAUAACGAGGCCACGGUGGGACACCUUCAAUUCCUCGCCGGCGAUAUCCUCGAUCUACAAGAAGCCAACGAAGUUAUCGAAAUAGAUUCUGAUUCCGAUGACCCCCCGGCCAGAAAGAAGCGAAGAGAGGAAGGGCAGGGUUUUAAUGGUACAUUGUUGAGCGGGAUGCCAAGCUCGCGUGAGGAUACACCCAUCUUGAUUCCCUUGGGAAAAGUAUGCUCAGCAUGCACAUUCUCAAAUACGGUUGAUGCUCUUUCAUGUACAGUAUGUGAUACAGUCUUUGGAUGA
Laccaria bicolor S238N-H82 is the source of this 3582-nucleotide messenger RNA. RefSeq lists its product as uncharacterized. The transcript is spliced from 20 exons. Lineage: Eukaryota; Fungi; Basidiomycota; Agaricomycetes; Agaricales; Hydnangiaceae. The record is from RefSeq and is a predicted model, not a curated record. Gene Ontology annotation, cellular component: nucleus; cytosol. Gene Ontology annotation, molecular function: protein binding; cysteine-type deubiquitinase activity; cysteine-type endopeptidase activity. Gene Ontology annotation, biological process: protein deubiquitination. Bases 1 to 3582 code for a protein of 1193 amino acids.